Messenger RNA from Temnothorax curvispinosus, 541 nucleotides. Its product is annotated as regucalcin-like. Lineage: Eukaryota; Metazoa; Arthropoda; Insecta; Hymenoptera; Formicidae. The record is from RefSeq and is a predicted model, not a curated record. The annotation marks the transcript as partial. Gene Ontology annotation, biological process: L-ascorbic acid biosynthetic process. Gene Ontology annotation, molecular function: gluconolactonase activity; calcium ion binding. The transcript is spliced from 3 exons.
GAUGAUUCGACUGACCAACUUGUAGCAGGUGUGGGAAAAAAUGCUGUUCUUCUUACGUGGGACGGAAACAGCGAUCAGUCGGAGGUACCGGUCAAACCGUUGACUUCGCUCGAAUCUGCUCGGGCUCAAACAAGAACCAACGAUGGAAAGGUGGACUCAUCUGGAAGAUUUUGGAUCGGUACUAUGGCUAACGAAAUCGAUGGACAGAUAGCUCCCAAUCAAGGAACAUUAUAUCGCGUUGACAACGAUCGUAAGUUUGUGAAGGAAAUAUCGCCUGUUUCAAUAAGUAACGGAUUGGCAUGGAAUAUUGAAGAUGACACCUUCUAUUAUAUUGACUCACCUACACGCGUGGUUGCGGCGUAUGAUUACGAUCCAAGUGAUGGGAAAAUAUCUAAUAAGAGGAUUGUGUUUGACCUUAACAAGACUGAUUUGAAAGGGAUACCCGAUGGAAUGACCGUAGAUACAGAUGGUAAUCUUUGGAUAGCACUAUUUGGUGGACAACAUGUAAGUAUAUAAAGCGACAAAUUUAAAGAUUGACGAA